AUGGACUCCCCGGUCACCACUCCGUUAUUAAACAUAAAUGGCAAUCACUUCCCAGACGAAAUCAGUCGGCUGAACUCCUUCAAGCAGCAGGUGUUUGAUCAAUCCAUUGCGCUAUCUCACAGUCGCAUGAAUGACUCGACUGAAUUAAAGUGUGCAUUGUUCAAUGGCGAUGGGUCCACGGUUUUCAAAGAGACCCUUCUCACAAAAGCCCAAGUGGCCCAGCAAUAUGGCAUUGAUGCUCGCGAUUUAAGGAACGCGGAUCUAGUCUCCGAAGGCAUUCCCCAUAUCCUGGUCCGACCGUCUGCGAUAUUCGUCAGUGUUUUCACACUGCGACUUUUAAUCCAAUGCGACCGAGCGCUUCUCUUCCUUCUUGAUUCAGAGACCGAUGGCGUGAAAAUGCAAGAUGUGUUCGAGCACAAUUUGCAAAGUAGAGUGAGAACCGAACAGGGCUCGGGACUUACGCCUGGCCUCCCUUUCGAAUUACGCGUUGUGGAUGCAGCCCUCGCAUCUGUCACUGCAAUUCUUGAAGCCGAACAUUUAAUCCUCAGCGAUGAGGUUGAGAAGCGUCUCGAAGAUUCCAAAAAGGAAGAUACCGUCCACUUGGCUCUACGUGAUCUGCUGGAGCAUGGAAAGCGACUGAUCACCAUUGAGCAGCGGGCCCGCCAGGUCCGCUCUGCUCUUCAGGAACUUCUGAAUAAUGAUGAUGACCUUGCAACUAUGUAUUUGACAGAUCGACAGGCGGGGAAACCACAUGCCGUUGAAGAUCACCAAGAAGUCGAAUACUUGUUAGAAGCGUACUAUAAAAAUGCAGAUGCCAUAGCCGAAUCUGCUAGUGCGCUUGUGGCCGAGGUCAACCGUACCGCCAGAGCCAUAAAGUCGAUUCUGGACGUUCGCCGAAAUCAGAUCAUGAUUUUCGAGGCUCAUCUCGAGAUUUGGAUGCUAGGCUUUGCUGUUUCGACCUUUGUGGCUGGUCUCAUUGGAAUGAACGUGAUCAAUUUUAUGGAAGAAAUUCCUUAUGCAUUUGCAUGGCUUGCAUCGGGAUGCGCUAUAGCGACUCUACUCAUCUCGAGAGUUGGUAUGUGGCAGCUCAGAAAGUUUAGGAAAAUGCGGCUUUAG
Penicillium verhagenii is the source of this 1116-nucleotide messenger RNA. Its product is annotated as CorA family magnesium transporter. The coding region runs from base 1 to 1116 and encodes 371 amino acids. Gene Ontology annotation, biological process: mitochondrial magnesium ion transmembrane transport. Gene Ontology annotation, molecular function: magnesium ion transmembrane transporter activity. NCBI's taxonomy places the organism in Eukaryota, Fungi, Ascomycota, Eurotiomycetes, Eurotiales, Aspergillaceae. The transcript has 2 exons. Gene Ontology annotation, cellular component: mitochondrial inner membrane. The record is from RefSeq and is a predicted model, not a curated record.